UUAUUGUUCUUCAACCUUAUCCACACAUUUUUCUUCUCUUCCAACUAAUUGGAAUCCACACUUAUUGAAUAAUUCUAGAAUUUUAUUGACACCCAAAGACACUAUCAUCCAAAUUAUCGUUCUACAUUGGUUGAUAGGUAGUCUAGGAGAGAACCUGUUUCAAUUCAAAGUCCUACUGAAAUUACACAACUGGGCCGUAGUUGUUCUAGACCCAAAUAGAACUUCUCUCUACUGAGAUUACGCAACUGGGCCGUAGUUGUUAUAUUUGAUUUGGAGUCAUCCAGGCCAGUCCCCCCAUAGACACAUUGCUCAUAGUUUUGGUGCAACAGAAAUGGUUUAUUACGCCCAUCCAAAGCCCCCAACCAGGAAAAUCGGACGAAUCAUCUACUAUUGAUGGCCUAUAAGUCGGACGAUUGGGGUUGUAUAUCAACAUUUCAUCCCUGGCCAAAAAACUAAUACAUCAACCGUCUACUAGCAACCAGUCCAAUGAGUUUGAAUCAGGAAAAAGAUAUAUAUAACGACUCCAACCAACGUCUAUUUUUUCCAAAACAAAUCUACCAGGUCAGGAUCAAAGAUCUUAUUGAAAGUAAGUCAGCUUUCUCGUGUAAAUGAUCAAAGUUUUUUAGGCAUAAAAGUCAUGAUAUUAAAUCACUAGUAUUUUCUUAGGGAGUAAUAAUAUAAACAAAGAUAUUUAAUGUGAACAUGAUCACCCAUCCAAUUUAUGACUUUAAUACAAAUUAUUCGCCACGGCUUCUUUGAGUUUGACGUUGCUCAACAUUCUAAGAAAUACUAGCCACUUCUUCUUUGGUAACCUUCUCCUAUAGAUUGUUUCGUUGACUCAACCUCAUAUAAUUAAUCUUCAAACAAACACAAAACCUGCAACCUUCUAUCAAGUUUCCAUCAUCAUGAAAUUCAUCAUCACCUUCUUUGUUCUAGUCUCCAUCCCAUACAUAACCUCACUUUCAUUCAAUUUUACAUUCACCGGUCCCCGGAGUCGAAACCCUGAAAUAGUUAUUGAACGUAAUGGAACUUACAUCUCCAAAGAUGGAAUCCACUUGACCGAAGAUCAGAUUGACGCAACCCAGAGCCAGAAAACCGGACGAGUGACAUACAUCAGGGAACUUCUUCUUUGGGACAAUAAAUCUAACGUAUCAAGCUUUUCUACCAAUUUUACCUUUGUGAUUGAUUCAAACAGGUCCGCAGAAUACGGUUAUGGCCUCACAUUCUUUCUUGCUCAGAAUAAUUCUGAGCUUAUACCUAGAGGAUCCAUGGGGCUUCCAAUGACUCCAUCAGGCAGUACCAACAGGCCUCGGUUUGUUGCUGUAGAGUUUGAUACUUUCUGGGACAUUUGGGACCCGAAUGACACUAGCAACACUCCCAUGCGUGAUCAUGUAGGUCUCAACGUUAACUCUCUUGAAUCCGUGAAGUCCCAGAAAUGGUUUAGCAAUGUAACUGGUGGAGGGGUAUGUGAAGCUUGGAUCAGGUAUGAUUCGGGUUCGAAUAAUUUUAAUGUUUCUUUCACCGGUUAUCAAAACAAUAUAGUCGUACGUCAAGAGGGAUUUACACACAACGUUGAUCUAAGUAAUGAGUUGCCUGACCGGGUAAUUUUCGGGUUUUCAGCAGCAACAGGACCUCGGUUCCAGAAAAAUAUCUUGAGAUCUUGGAGCUUCGAUAGUUGGUAUUUAGACCCGAAUCCUGAUCCAGAGGAUGGGAAAAAGAACAGGGUGGGACUAAUAGUUGGAUUAUCGGUUACAGUUCCUUUCGUGGUUAUACUUUUGGUUGUUUUAUGGAGGUGGAAGAGGACAAAAAGGAGGGAAGAUGAAGAUGAAGCUGAAGCUGAAGAUGAAGGUGAACUUGAUAUUGAGAUGAAUAAGGAUUUCGAAAUGGGUAGCGGGCCAAAAAGAUUUUCGUACCAUGAAUUAGCGGAAUCAACUGGUGACUUUGCUUUGCAGGAGAAGCUCGGGGAGGGAGGUUUUGGUGGUGUUUACAGGGGAUUCUUGAGAGAAUCAAGAACUUACAUUGCGGUGAAAAGGAUGUCGAAAACUUCCAAACAAGGGAUCAAGCAGUAUGCAUCGGAAGUCAGGAUUAUUAGCCGACUAAGGCACAAAAACCUUGUGCAACUCAUUGGUUGGUGCCAUGAGAAACGUGAACUCCUGCUUGUUUACGAGUAUAUGGAAAAUAGAAGCUUGGAUACACAUCUUUUCAAGUUAAAGAGCUUGUUGGCAUGGGGGACAAGGUACAAGAUUGCUCAUGGGUUAGCUUCGGCUUUAUUGUAUCUACAUGAAGAAUGGGAGCAAUGUGUUUUGCAUAGAGAUAUCAAACCAAGUAACGUGAUGCUGGAUUCGAAUUUCAACGCAAAGCUUGGUGAUUUUGGGUUAGCUAAGCUUGUUGACCACGAUAAAGGUGUACAGACAACCAUGUUGGCUGGAACCUUGGGUUACAUGGCUCCUGAAUGUGUAGUAACCGGCAAAGCAAGCAAAGAAUCAGAUGUCUUUAGCUUUGGAGUUGUUGCAUUGGAAAUUGCUUGUGGGCGGAAACCCAUCGAUUACAAUGCUCAAGAAUCCCAACAACGUUUGGUAGAAUGGGUAUGGGAGCUAUAUGGUACUGGGAAACUUUUAGACGCGGUCGAUCCGCGUCUAGGAUCGGAUUUUGAGGAGGAGGAAAUCAAACAGUUGAUGAUCAUUGGGUUGUGGUGCCAGCAUCCUGACUUGAAGCUUCGACCAACAAUGAGACAAGUGAUUCAAGUAUUGAACUCUGAAGCUUCCCUUCCUGUACUAUCCUCAAAGAUGCCUGUAGCGUCUUAUUCGACGCCUUCCAUGCCGUUGCUCUUUGGUGUCGCUUCUCUCGCCCAAAACCAAUCGCCAGAGCAAUGACAUGAAUAGAUUGGGGAUCGCGAAUUGCUUUAUUGACAGCGUUUUUGGACCACAAACGGAGCCAUCUUUUAUAUUUUCUGUUGAUUGUUCUGUAAGUAUCACACUGCGAACUAUUGAUCAACUUGACAAAUCCAUUGAAUCAAUCUUUUUUUUUU
Helianthus annuus (common sunflower) is the source of this 3028-nucleotide messenger RNA. RefSeq names its product L-type lectin-domain containing receptor kinase IX.1. Gene Ontology annotation, cellular component: plasma membrane. The transcript has 2 exons. Gene Ontology annotation, molecular function: protein kinase activity; ATP binding; carbohydrate binding. NCBI's taxonomy places the organism in Eukaryota, Viridiplantae, Streptophyta, Magnoliopsida, Asterales, Asteraceae. Bases 906 to 2873 code for a protein of 655 amino acids. The record is from RefSeq and is a predicted model, not a curated record. Gene Ontology annotation, biological process: protein phosphorylation.